AUGGUCCGCCAGUUCAAGUACCACGAGCAGAAACUCCUCAAGAAAGUCGACUUUCUCAACUGGAAGCAGGAUGCCAACCUCCGCGAGGUCAAGGUCAUGCGCAGAUACCACGUCCAGGACCGCGACGACUACCACAAAUACAACAAGCUCUGCGGCUCGCUCCGCGCCUUCGCGCACCGCCUCGCCCUCCUCCCCGCACAGGAUCCCUUCCGCGCCCGCAUGGAGGGCCAGCUGCUCUCCAAGCUCUACGACAUCGGCGUGCUCAACUCCGCCGCGAAGCUCAGCGACGUCGACGCCAAGCUCACCGUCGCCGCCUUCUGCCGCCGCCGCCUCGCCGUCGUCGUCUGCCGCGCCAAGAUGGCCGAGACCGUCUCUGCGGCCGUCAAGUUCAUCGAGCAGGGCCACGUCCGUGUCGGCCCAGACACGAUCACCGACCCGGCGUACCUGGUGACGCGGCACAUGGAGGACUUUGUCACCUGGGUCGACCAGUCCAAGCUGAAGAGGACCAUCAUGAGAUACAACGAUGAGCUGGACGACUACGACCUGCUCUGA
Fibroporia radiculosa is the source of this 552-nucleotide messenger RNA. RefSeq lists its product as uncharacterized. Gene Ontology annotation, biological process: rRNA processing. Lineage: Eukaryota; Fungi; Basidiomycota; Agaricomycetes; Polyporales; Fibroporiaceae. Gene Ontology annotation, cellular component: small-subunit processome; Mpp10 complex; small ribosomal subunit. The transcript has 6 exons. Bases 1 to 552 code for a protein of 183 amino acids. Gene Ontology annotation, molecular function: snoRNA binding; structural constituent of ribosome; rRNA binding. The record is from RefSeq and is a predicted model, not a curated record.